GAUUUAAAUAUGAAGUUAAGAAUGAAUAAUAUGUACUUCAUUUUAUGAUUAUACACUACCUAAAAACCUAAACCAAUAUUAGUAUAGAAAGCUAAAAUAGGUAUGUCCAUCUGCCCUUCCCCCAUAUGGGUAAGUGGAAUAAGGAUGGCAAUAGCAAUGGCUUGUGUGAUCACCAGUUUUGAAUGUAAUAUAAUAAAUUGUUUUCCAAUAAAAUCUUCUGUAUUCAGCAAAUUAUGAAAUAAAAAUUUCAUUGCAAUGAUAGUGUAUAUUAGCUUGAGCCUUUAAUGCAUUUAGGAGAGCAGUACAGCAUGUCAACAUUCUGUCAUGGAAUAACCUCAAAAUUAGAUGGAUUCGUUAAAAUGUGUGUAAAUGAAACCGGCAGUAACAUUUAUGUUUCGGUGAAUUGUGGAAUGGAUAUCAAAGAGGAUCAUAUUAUUAAAGUAUGAUGCACUUUUCUUUAUAUUACUCCAUAUAUGAUGUGAUUGAAAAAAUAAUUUUAAAUUGAUAUAUCCAAUAUUCAAUGCAAACCAUUUUAGGCACCUACAAGUGUCAUAUAAAUACAGAUGGGUUUGAAAAGAAGUGGGUCAUUUUUUACAAUGCAGUCCUCAUUUUUGGCUGAUGGUAGCAGUAGUGGUGGUGAAGAUGAAGCCCAUAUGGAAUUAAGUUUGCACUUGUGGAGGCAAAGGAAUUACUUGCAGGCAGAGGAAGAAGAAAUAGUGAAUUAUGUGGUGAGACAUAAUGCAUAUGGUCUGGUAAAGGGCACUGCUUUAUGGAAGUUGAUGGAAGAAAAUAUGGUGUGCAAGAAAAGGACAUGGCAAUCUAUGAAGGAACGGUUCCUCAAGAAGAUCUUACCAAACAUUAAAUCAUUCAACCUUUCAGAAUCUCAGAUCGCCUUGUUUAACAAUAUAAGGGAUAUCACAAGGAAACAAAGGCAGAGAGAAAAUUUAUUACAAGAAUCUACUUCUCAGCUUAACAGGAGAUGUGGGAGUUCCAGUGAAAAUAAUGGUAAUCAAAGUAACUCAAGUGUUGAACAUUGUGGCGAUCAAAAUAAACAGAAUUUUUUCAGUAGAAGUUCAAAUUUUUACAGAGAAGAUGAAGAUAAAGCUCUGCUUAAUUUUAUUGUUCAGAAGAAAAGAUAUGAUCGAGCUGGAGGAGUACAUCUGUGGAUGUUCAUGGAACAAAAGCAGGUUGUUCCUGGUCGUUCUUGGCAGUCCAUGAAGGAGAGGUAUCGUAAAACUCUUAUGAAGAAACUGAACAAUUAUUUGCCCAGUGAUGUGGUGACAAAAAUAAUGAAAGCUGAAGUAAAAAGGGCUAAGAAGAAGAAAACGUCAUCUGCAAAUGGCAUACAUUUGACACAAAAUCCUGAAGUUGGUAGCACACAAAAGUCAGAACCUGAAACAAAUAUAAGAAGCAAUGCUCAUCCUGAUCAUCCAGCAUUGGGAUGCACAUGUUGUUUUGACAGCAGUACAGAUGCAAGUGUAGGCAGCAUAGACAGUACUGUAUUUUUGCCUUCAAUUGAACCAAAUAAGAGGGAAUAUCCACAAAAUCACAUUUCAAAACGUAAGCUAUUCUCACAGAGGGAAUCUCUAAUGGAGUUCUCACCAGUACUUGAAGAUGAAAAAAGAAUACAGUCUUCAAGAUAUCUGCAUAUGCCAAGACAGCAAUUUCACCAUAAGGAGCUCAAUAGUAGAAGUGAUGAUAGAGGCCAAAAGAGUGGUGUGACAGUUGUCAAAGUUGCAUGCACACUUAAAAAGUCACAACAAAGUAAAGAUAUUCCUGCUUAUGAUACAAUAAAAUCAUAUUUACCACAAGAAAUGAUAGGUGAUGAUGAAGUUCCCAAAGAAUUAGCUGAAAGAAGUCAUAUUGAAAACACACCUGAAGAAGAGACUGUGUUCUGUAAAGAAAGUGAAGUAUUAAAAGUUACGUCCAUUGCAGGAGGGAACAAGGGGCAGGUGUUAGAUGAUGGUAUUCAAGAGAAUAUGUCAAAUAAAAGGAAUGAGGUGCAGAGGAAGUCAAACAGAAAAAUUUUAAACGAUUGUAGUGUAUUGGAAGAACCGUCAUGUGGCAAGCCCCAAGAUGAGGUACAAGAAGUAUAUUUUACGUCAAACUGUGAAAGAUGUGAGAGUGAGUAUGUAGCCACACAGCAGAAUACUGAUGUGCAACUUCAAAAUGUGACAGUGUCUGUCAAUGAACACGAAGGAGUAACAGGUGAUAAGGAUUUAGUAGUUGAGGCAAAUAAAGAAAAGCAUGUUGCAAGAUUGAAGAAUGUUUGUGAUGUAGGAAAUGCCGCCGGAUUUUCCAUUAAAUGCUUUUUAAAUGAAGAAGCAGCUAAUAUAAAUCAUGACAAGUCAGUACAGAGGCAUCAUAAUACAAAAAAAUUAAUGAAUAAAAAAUGUUUGAAUGAAGUAAUGCCACAUAAAAAGAGUGGAAAUUGUGUGUUGGCGAUCAAGAAAUAUGGUAAGGAAAUAUUCAUAGAAGAAAUUAUGCCAUUUCCAGAAGCCAGUGCUCAAAAGCUAUCUGCCAACGAGCAUAUAAGAGAAAGAUCUGAUGGAAUACCAGAGAAGUUUUUAAAUGAACUGAAUCUAGAGGAUUUGUCUGAUAAUGAAUCAUCAUUGAAAGAUUAUUGUUUUACUCAUAAAAUAGUAAUUUCCCCCAAAACGCAGUCUGAUGAUACAUUCACUAAUAUAAGAUCUCUUUCCCAGAGUAGUUAUUCUAAGACACCCGAAACUUAUUCUUGCAGUCGUGUUUCAUUUAAUGAUGAAGAUGUUCUGUCUGGAGGAAACAGUCAUAAUAUUUUGAAACAAAAACACUUUGCUGAUAAUCGACAUGAUAAUGGAAAGUCAUUCGAGAAGGCUGAUAAUGGAACAGAUGAAAUUGAUGAAGGAUUUACAGAGAAUAAUAUGAGUACAAGCAUAAUUCAUAUACAACCAUGUACAGAAAAGAAUGAUCAUGGUGGACUGUGGGUGUUUGAAAAUAUCAGUGGUAAAGUGAAUAUCGAUAGCAACAGUGAAGGCGGAAAUGAUAUUCCAAUGUUAAAUGCGUGCACAGUAGAUGGGAAAAGUUCAAAUUCCAUGAGAGAAAUAAUGAAUGAUUGUGUACACUUACUGGAAGAUAACUCUAGAGUUUUGGGUCUUCCAGUAGAAAAGUUAAUUCCUUCAACCACUCUGAAUGGACAUACAGAAUUUGCAGACAAAGAGCAAACACAUGAAGUCUCUGAAACUACACAUUCCUUACCCUUGUCUUCAUGUGUGGAAAGUUCUUGUGAACUAACACCUGAGAAUAUUAUAGCAGAUGUAGGUCAACAUUCUGAAGAACAAUCCUCUUUCUCUUGUCCAAGCCAGGAAUCUGUGCCAUCUUUAUCAGCACCAUCAUCAGAGGACUCAACCCACAACAAAAACAAUGGUUUGACUGGGAGACUUUUAGAACGGUCAGAGAAAGGGAGCUUGGCUUGCUGGUUUAAAUCCAGCACAGAAAAUUCCAAUUCAUCAGCUCGCUGGUCAGGAUGCGAUGUGUGUGAGUCCUCUUGCAACAGCUCUGCUUAUUCUGCUGCUUGUAAGAGUCUGAAGAAGAACCAGUGGUGGAAAAGUAAAGACUGUUCUAUUUGUGACAGAUGUGAGACCAUGGAACCUUGUAUGGAAGAUGCAUAAUGCCAUGGCAAAGUAACUGUAACGCUGUCAUGAAGUUCAGUAUUGUAGUAUAUUCACCAGUGAAGAGAGAGAUGAAGGAAUGCUGGCAGAAGUGUUGGCUAACAUAAUUUUUCAGUUGUAUUGUUGCAGAUAAUAACAAUGAAAUAUAGUGCAACCUCAGUAAUGUUAA
Molecule: messenger RNA, 3816 nt
Organism: Zootermopsis nevadensis
Lineage: Eukaryota; Metazoa; Arthropoda; Insecta; Blattodea; Termopsidae
Biological process (GO): telomere maintenance via telomere lengthening; protection from non-homologous end joining at telomere
Cellular component (GO): shelterin complex
Molecular function (GO): telomeric repeat DNA binding
Source: RefSeq, a predicted model, not a curated record